CCCUUUAACAAUCAGACUGUGCAGCUCCCUUGCGGGUAGGGGGAGAAAUCGCGUGUCCGCUACCCAAUGACAGUGCAGGAUGCUGAGACCGGUGUGAAUGGAGGCUGGAAGACGCCACUGUCUCUGGAUGGUGAUGGAGAGGAACUAAUGGUAGAAAAAGAUCUGUCGAUGUCGAGGUCCUUCACCCACACAGGCAUGCAGUGAGCCGCCCAUGUGUGUUACAGAGUGAGGGUGCACUGUGAUCGUCGCAGCGUGCCCCUGGUAAGGACUCCGUGGCAAGCGUCCGGCCGGCCCAGGCCACACCUCCCACACCCAGGACAUGUACGGCAGCGCCAGAGCGGUCGGCCACAUCGAGAGCAGCCCUGCACGGUCCCCGCGCCUGCCUAGGUCCCCCAGGCUGGGCCACCGGAGGGCCAACAGUGGGGGCGGGGGCGGUGGAGGGGGUAAGACGCUCUCCAUGGAGAACAUCCAGUCACUGAACGCUGCCUACGCCACGUCCGGGCCCAUGUACCUAAGCGACCACGAGGGAGUGGGCUCAACCGCUACCUACCCUAAGGGCACCAUGACGCUGGGGCGAGCCUCCAACCGGGCCAUGUACGGGGGCCGCGUCACGGCCAUGGGCAGCAGCCCCAACAUCGCCUCGGUGGGGCUGGGCCACCACGCUGACCUGCUGUCCUACAGCGACCUGGGCUCCCUGUCCAUGCUGCAGCACCACCACCACCACCCUCAGGGGGUGCCGUCAGCCCUGUUGCGGCAGGCUGUGCGAGGCAGUGGGGGGGAACUCCUGGAGAUGCAGGCCACACUCCGGGACAUGCAGCGGGAGAACGACCUGCUGAGGAGAGAGCUGGACCUGAAGGACAGCAAGCUGGGCUCGUCCACCAACAGCAUCAAGAGCUUCUGGAGCCCCGAGCUGAAGAAGGAGAGGAUGAUACGCAAGGAGGAGGCGGCGCGCACCUCCGUCCUCAAGGAGCAGAUGAGGGUGACUCACGAGGAGAACCAGCACCUGCAGCUGACCAUCCAGGCCCUACAGGACGAGCUGCGGACCCAAAGGGACCUGAACCACCUACUGCAGCAGGAGAGCGGCGGCCGCUCUGGGGACCACUACACCAACAUCGAGCUGACUGAGGAGAACUUCAGACGGCUACAAGCCGAGCACGACCGCCAGGCCAAGGAGCUGUUCCUCCUGAGGAAGACCUUGGAGGAGAUGGAGCUGCGGAUCGAGACCCAGAAGCAGACACUGGGGGCCAGGGACGAGUCCAUCAAGAAGCUGCUGGAAAUGCUCCAGAGUAAGGGUCUGCCUGGGGGGCCAGGCAGGGUCAAUGAGGAGGAGGAGCAGGAGAGAGCCAGGCGCAUUGCUGAGGCCGAGGCUCAACUUGGACACCUGGAGGUCAUCUUGGACCAGAAGGAGAAGGAGAACAUCCACCUCCGAGAGGUGUUCUCCCAGGAACUGCACAGGAGAAACCAGAUGCACCAGGACCCUGGCAAAACCAAAGCCCUCCAGACCAUCAUAGAGAUGAAGGACACCAAGAUAGCAUCUCUGGAGCGCAACAUCAGGGACCUGGAGGAUGAGAUCCAGAUACUGAAGGCUAACGGCUUGCUGAACACCGAGGACAGAGAGGAGGAGAUCAAACAGAUGGAGGUCUACAAGAACCACUCCAAGUUCAUGAAGACCAAGAUUGACCAGCUGAAGCAGGAGCUGUCUAAGAAGGAGUCUGAGCUGCUGGCCCUGCAGACCAAGCUGGAGACCCUGAACAACCAGAACUCGGACUGCAAACAGCACAUAGAGGUGCUCAAAGAGUCUCUCACUGCCAAGGAGCAGCGCGCCGCCAUUCUGCAGACAGAGGUGGACGCCCUGCGCCUGCGUCUGGAGGAGAAGGAAUCCUUCCUGAACAAGAAGACCAAGCAGCUGCAGGACCUGACGGAGGAGAAGGGCACGCUGGCCGGAGAGAUCCGUGAUAUGAAGGACAUGCUGGAGGUCAAGGAGAGGAAGAUCAACGUCCUGCAGAAGAAGAUUGAGAAUCUGCAGGAGCAGCUGCGUGAUAAGGACAAGCAGUUGGGGAACCUGAAGGACAGGGUGAAGUCCCUACAGACUGACUCCAGUAACACUGACACGGCCCUGGCCACCCUGGAGGAGGCACUCUCUGAAAAGGAGCGUAUUAUAGAGAGACUGAAGGAGCAGAGAGCGAGGGAGGACAACGAGAGGAUGGAUGAAGUGGAGUCUUAUAAGAAGGAGAACAAGGACCUCAAGGAGAAGGUCAACACCCUGCAGCUGGAAUUAACAGAGAAGGAGUCCAGUCUCAUUGACUUAAAGGAGCACGCCUCAUCCCUGGCCUCCUCCAGCCUGAAGAAGGAGUCCAAGCUCAAGUCUCUGGAGAUGGCCAUCGAGCAGAAGAAAGAGGAGUGUAGUAAGUUGGAGACACAGUUACAGAAGCAAGCAGAGCAGCUGUUCAGUCAGAUGAACAACCCUAAGGCCCACGAGGUCCACGAGGUCCAACAGCAGCAGCAGAUGGCGGGGCUGGGCUCCAGGGGGAACCCAGACUACGUGGAGCGGGAGCGGGAACAGCGGGUAAAGCUCCUGGAGAAGGAAGUGUCCUACUACAAGGAGGAGUCUGGCAAGGCCCAGGCGGAGGUGGAGAGGCUACUAACCAUCCUCCGAGAGGUAGAGAGCGAGAAGAACGACAAGGACAAGAAGAUCGCCGAGCUGGAGAGCCUAGCACCCAGGCAGGCCAAGGAGCAAGUUACUAAGAAGGGGGGUCCCAACCUCAAACUAGGCCCCCAAGGGGACAAGAAGCCUGGUCAGAUAGUGGGGGAUCCUCGAAAGGACAACACCAUGGACUCAGGACAGCAUGUAAAGCUGGAGGAGAUGAUGAACACCCUGGAGAGGACCAGACAGGAGCUGGACGCCACCAAGCAGCGCCUCUCGUCUACCCAGCAGUCCCUGCAGGAGAGAGACGGUCACCUGACAAACAUGAGGCAGGAGCGCAGGAAACAGUUGGAGGAGAUCCUGGAAAUGAAGCAACAGGCCCUGUUGGCAGCUAUCAGUGAGAAGGACGCUAACAUUGCUCUGCUAGAGCUGUCUGCCUCUGGGAAGAAGAAGACCCAGGAAGAGGUUUUGGCUCUGAAGAGGGAGAAGGACAGACUGAUGCACCAACUCAAACAGCAGACACAGAGCAGGAUGAAGCUGAUUGCUGACAACUAUGAAGACGACCACUACCACCCCCAUCCUCCUCACCACACCCAACCCCAGCAACCCCACCCGGGCCCCCAGGCUCAGCUCCCCCAGCCACAGUAUCAGCACCCUCCUAACCCCCAGCAGCAGCAACAGCCUCCAUACCCCCAUGCCCCACACUCCCAGCACCCCCAGCCCCCACCCCAACAACACCCGCACCCCCAGCAGCCUCAACAGCAGUACCCCCCUCAUCCACAGCAGCAUCCACAGGGGCAUCCCCAACAGCCUCCGCCUCAGCACCAACAACACCAACCACGGCCCCAGCACCCGCAACAAGCACAGCACCCACACCCACAACAACAACACGCCCACCCAGGACAGCACCCCCAUGGGCCUCCACCACAGCAGCAGCACCCCCACCUACAACAGCACCUCCAACAGCACCCACAACAGCAUCCACAGCAGCACCCCCACGGCCCCCCUCUGCAAGCUCCCCACCCCCAGCACCCACAUCCCCAGCAGCACCCCCACCACCCUCCACACGCUCCGCAACAGCACGGCGGACACCCCCGCCACCCGCCCCCACACCACCGCGGAGGACCAGGGCCUGCCAGAGGACCCCCCCAUGCCGGCCAUCGCCCCUCCCCCGACCAGGAUGACGAGGAGGGCAUUUGGGCGUAAUCGUGUCCAUGACAACCAAAGCUCUGACGUUCGGAGGGAUGAUUCAGUUACUGUUGGAGGAGCACAGCCAUUCCAUGAUGCUGAAAUACAUUGACUACCUACCAACCUUUUGUUACCACCAUACAAUCCACACUUCAAUGGGGCCUUUAUUUUUAUUUUUUGAUGAGGAGGAGGAGGAGGAAGAGGAGGGAUGAAGCAGGUGGGAGGGCCAGAUGAGGAGACUGAUAGUUGAGGUGACUGAAGAGCCAUCAUGUGAAGAGGGGCAGCUGCAGCUCUUUGAGAGUGACUCUGGGGAGGAGGAGUCUUCCAGCAGACACAUAGGUGUUGUGAAGUUAGACUGGGUUGGACAGACUGGGCCCCACUCAGACAGACAGAUAUCUGGGCUGUCUGGUCUCAGCUCUGUGGUUCUGCUCACACAGCCAAACUCACACAACCACUCUGGUAUAGUUGUCAAGAUGCUCAGCUCACCUGUCUGUCACCUGACGUCCCUACAGAGCCCCACCCACUCUCAUAAGACUAGCUGCACUCUUCACCCACUUGGCUAAGAUCUAACGACUGGCUCUGCCCUGUUUACAUGAGGUGCGUUCAGUUCAAUUGAACAUUUGCUACAUUGCGGAACAGUUUGUACUGAACAAAACGUUUCCCCAAAACAUUCUUGUACGUUCUUGAACAGACUUCUAGGUACGUUUCCUCCCGUUUGGGCGGGUGUGGCUUGAAGCAAUGAGUGACAUAUUUAAAGGGAAGUGGCCAUGUUGACAGCAGUCAUUCAGUACAGCACUGUUUCUGUUCAAUGGAACGUUCCAGAACGUAAAAAUGUACUGAACCCAGUCCUGGCUUGCUCCCCCGUUCUCACCAACCUGCAUCUAAUUGGUUCACUCUCCUGUCUCCGCCUGCUUUGCUUACCUGAGCUUUUCACCUGAUUAGUUCCUCUGUAUCAACAGUCCUUUCUCUGAUUGGUUCACCUGACUGGCUCCGCCCUGUUUACCUGAUUGGCCCCACCCUGCUGACCCCCGGCUGGCUGUGAUUGGCCCCCUUGCCUGGCAGGCUCCACCCUACUGACAGUCAAACACAGCAGCUUCACAGUGCUUCUUUUACUAUGUUGUGUUUUGUUGUUUUCUCUUUGUCAGAGAUAGCCUGCUCUCUUUCCACAUAUUUAAUGAAGUGCCGUACAGUUACAGCUUUAGUUCACAUUUACAUAUGCGUUAACAGCUAACCUACUUCAGAGGAAGUUCCUUUGCUGUAUGUCUAAAAGUGAAGUUGUGCUACUUAUUUUUUUAUUUUUUUAAUCUGUUGAGUCUGUUUCAUUUGCAGUGCUUGACCAUGGCUAUGAGUGCUUUGUGCAAAGUGAAUCAGAACAAGGAAGAGCUCUUAUCUGAACGAAGCAGCCACUAGAGCUCUAAUCUGACCAAUGGGCAGCCACGGUCCUUGCCUCGACUACUGAAGGUUUCCCUGUGCCGUUAAUGUGCAGUCUGGCAUGGCCUUAUGGGCAGGGCCCUGUCUUGGGGGUGUCGCAGGGACUUUGGGCUUAGGGCUGCCAUCUGUGUAUCUCUCCUGUUACCUCAGUUGAACCAGAUGCAGUCAGAACUCCAAUCUAUGCAGACGUCAGAACUAAUAAUGCCACUUUGAAUCCAGUCAUGAGUCAAGGGCACCAAUCAAAAAGUGUUUAGAUGUAUUAAAGCAGCACGAGUACCAAUCAGAAUGGUCUAUUCAGAACAUACACCAAUCAGAUAACGUUGUUAUAAUGUGUUUCUCAGCGUGAUAUGCACCUAUGCACCUCCUCCUCCCCUGUUGCAGGGAUACUUCUAAUGGUGCUUUAGAUCACUGGUGCUCACACAACAUGGUGUCCAACCAGAGAAACAGCUGAGAGACAUGGCCAUUGGACAUUGUGCAUCCAUGUCAUUCAAUAGGGAGUUGAUCCCAAAACCUGAUGUGCUUAUAAACUGUAGAAGACUGUGUUGUACAUAGAAUCAGCUGGAGAGACUCUGAGGAAAUGGUGCAAGGAGGCUAUAGAUUUUAUAUGUUUGAUGCCAUCCAUGGACACCCAUGAGAUUUCCUGCCAUACCUUUACAGCCAUCUCUCCUGCUCAUUGACUGCCUCCUUCCUCCUCCUCAACUUCUUCAUCUCCCCUUUCUUCUUCUCUUUCAGCAGUCUGUGCUAACCCAAAUCCAAACCUAGUGACUCGUUUUGUCCUUCUCAACAAGGUGGCCUGUGCCUCAUUCAUAUAUAUAUAUAUAUAUAUAUAUAUAUAUAUAUAUAUAUAUAUAUAUAUAUAUAUAUAUAUAUAGAGAGAGAGAGAGACAGAAAGGUCUAUGUAGUGUGUCUAUGUGUGGUCAGAAUAUUGUCAGUAACAAAACAUAUUGAGGAUAAAAAUACAUGUUUUAUUUAAUUUUUCUAACUGUCCAAAGGAUAGAGAAAACCCUUAUUCAGUGUGUGAAGUGACGUAUGUGACUUUCCUCUGUUUGUACAAGAAAAAACUCCUUAGCAGCAAGCAACAUUCCCUGUCUGUGGUUCUCACAAAGGAUAGUCUGGCCUAAGAAACCUUGAGACACAGCCCAAUGCAAAGCAGUGAGAAAAUGAUUCCAUUCUCAUUUAGAAGAGCUAAUGUUACAUUCCUGUUGCAGUGUGAGAAAUCUAUUUUGAGACUCUCUCACACACACACACACACACACACACACACACACAUACACACACACACACAUACAUACACACACACACAUACAUACAUACAUACAUACAUACAUACAUACAUACACACACACACAAUUGGGUUAGUGAGACCUUAGUCUUCUCACAGAGGGGAAGACAUUCUAUUUUUGCAGCUCACUAAAGUAGCAAAGAGACUAUUUUCUGCAGCACAGCAGAUAGAAACUUGCACUUGUGAGUGAGGACUAUCACUACCUUUGUUAAAAAGGAGGUUUGGAGUGACUCUGUCGUUGCAUAUGCAUUGUCCAGCGGUCUCUGUGUUUUGUUUGUUGUUGUCUUCAUGCUGUUGUGUACCCAGAUGUGGUGACAUAUGUGACAGUUGAGUGUGUAGAAAACCACACUUCUAGUGAGAAAACAUCCAAGACUGUUACAUCCCCCCACUCCCACCACCACCACCACCACCACCUGCCCCCCUCCGUCCUCCAUGGUGUGUGUGUGUGUGUGUGUGUGUGUGUGUGUGUGUGUGUGUGUGUGUGUGUGUGUGUGUGUGUGUGUGUGUGUGUGUGUGUGUGUGUGUGUGUGUGUGUGUGUGUGUGUGUGUGUGUGUGUGUGUGUGUGUGUGUGUGUUUCCCUCCUUGUGGCUGAUAUCGUAACUGUUGUAGAAAAGUGCCCCAUCCUCCAUUGGGAUCCAAACAGAAGUGAUCCCUAUACGAUCGUCACCUCAACACAGAAUACAGACAGGACAGUUGCCUCACAACUCCUCCUCCGAUUGACUAACAAUCACCAGUUCGGAUUAAAUCAAAUUGAAGAAAAUAAAGGCGUUGUGUGGAUGUUGUAUUUGUGUUUUCAAUGUCAGAGAUUGGUACUAAUGAUCUGUAAAAGGAAAGGCAAUCCAGAAGAGCACACGGAUGGAGGCGCGAAUAACCUCUGACUUUACCAUCAUGGGGAACGGAUUCAGAAUCCUCAAUUUUCAGGUCAUUUACAACUGAAUACUUGAAGUAGGGGGUUCUCCUACUAUGAGAAGUGAAUAUCCAGCACUUGGUAUAUAGAACACGGUAGAACACGUGGAACACUUCAUUGUGCUGAUGCAUGCAGAUUUUUACGUAAUGUGCCAACUGAGUGUGAAAGGUUGGGGAGAAUCUCCUAUCCUCUAUGCAGAGUGAGAUCUUGAGGUACAAUCAAACUGUUAAGGUUUCAUCAAUGGCCUAUCAGUUAACAUACAUCAGGGUUGUGUUCAUUAGGGCACGCAAUGUUUUAAAAUGUUUAGCAACGGAAAAUGAGAAUGAGCCUUUCUCAUCGGACAAGUCCCAAGUAAUCCUUCCCUGUAUCAGUGCAUUUUUUUUCUGUUUGGUGCCUAAUGAACAUGACCCAGGAGUUGAAGGCCAACAGACAUCACCAAUAGUAAUUGAAGGAGUAAAAGACCUGGUUCAGAGUAUGAGAAGCCUAAUACAGGAAAACAGAUUAACUUUCUUUGUCAUGUACAAGUUGCAUUUGAUUUAUUGUAUGAUGUUGAAAAUGCAAACCUUUGGAUGAAACAAAACACUGUGACCAACGCCAGAUUUUUCUUUUUUUACUGAACAAUUGCGUUAAUUUUUUGUAUUUAAGUUUUUCUUGAUUACAUUUUUUUUUAUCAGUUUGGCUUAUUGAAUAUGUCAGUUUGGGACUGUACUAUUUGUAAUAGUAAAUGUUUUCUGCUGUACAGUAAAGAUUUAGGAACAAGAUAAAUGUGUGUCCAGCAUGCUGAAUGAUUACUUGUGUGAACGUGGGCUUAUUUCCCAUGAUGCUCCAGUUCUCAUACAUGAAUUGCCUCUGCAUCGUGACAGUGUGAUGUUGUGUUUGAGAGUGGUGUGUGUCUCCUCACCUUCCGUGUCCCCCUAGUAGACAACCUGUGCAGUGUUAUGAGAGAGGCGGCAUAUUUUUGGGGUGUUACGCGUGUAAAUCUGUGAAGUGUGUGUGUGUGUGUGUGUGCGCAUGCAUACGUGUGUAUGUGUACUGUAGGUGUGUGUGCGCGCAUGUGUAAGAGCUAAAGAAAUAGUGAGAGAGAAUCAAAACACUCUGUUGCAGGAAACCCCCUGAGAGAAAGAGAGAGAAUGUUAUGUUCAGCAUGGAUACUGUGUUUUCAAACCUACUGUAGGAGGCUGUGUCCACUGCCCCAGACGUUUGCUAUUGUAUGUGCUGUAUCAGAAUAUUACUAAUGAGUGUUGGCCAGCUUGUUUAUAUUCAUUCAAUAAAGGUGACUUUCUUUCAGACGUG
Molecule: messenger RNA, 8746 nt
Organism: Oncorhynchus mykiss (rainbow trout)
Lineage: Eukaryota; Metazoa; Chordata; Actinopteri; Salmoniformes; Salmonidae
Source: RefSeq, a predicted model, not a curated record